Siniperca chuatsi (mandarin fish) is the source of this 5715-nucleotide messenger RNA. It is a transcript of the gene usp53b, whose product is annotated as ubiquitin specific peptidase 53b. The transcript has 17 exons. Gene Ontology annotation, molecular function: cysteine-type deubiquitinase activity. Lineage: Eukaryota; Metazoa; Chordata; Actinopteri; Centrarchiformes; Sinipercidae. Gene Ontology annotation, cellular component: cell-cell junction. Bases 518 to 3688 code for a protein of 1056 amino acids. The record is from RefSeq and is a predicted model, not a curated record. Gene Ontology annotation, biological process: sensory perception of sound; protein deubiquitination; response to auditory stimulus.
UUGCCAUGCAGGGAUGGAAGAUUGCAAUACAGCAGCAGUGCACAUGAGGCUACACUAGGGGCGGAGUUUGACCUCUCAUGUCUCGAAACAUCACUAAUCCGCGUCGGACAUUCUGGCACAGGCCAUCGCUGGCCCCGUUCUUACAGAAAAGGGACGAAUUUUCACCGGAAUAACACUGUCCCGAGCGGGUCUGUGCGGCAUCAAACAGAGGUUCGGGCUGCCGCCUGUGUGCGUGUCGGAGGGAUUGGGAGUGCUGCACUAUGACAGAUAGUGCGUUACAUGCGUCUGGACAUAUCUGCAGUGAUUUCUAGGCAGUUUUUAUUUGCGGGAUUCGGCGAGAAGUCUUGGGAUUUGCGCGUUGACAGCUGGACCGCGCUGCGCCUUCAUUGGAGGCGAGCAGUCAAGUAUCCGCUUCCCUUUAAGAUAUUGUCUAGUUGCCGUUCAAUGUCCAGUAGCACAUGGCUGAGGCUGCCCUGUGGUUGAUCCUGACAACUAACUGCUCCGGAGGUGCGUGGGGAUGAAAUGGAUGGAGCCCGUGGCCAGACCAACGCACCAGCUCCCACCUCCCAGCAUGUCCAGCCGCAGCAAGUCUCCCCCCAACUCUGGAGAAGUUGCAGGCUCCAACUCCAUGUCAUGGGUGAAGAUGUUCAAAAGACCCGGAGGAGGCCUGAAAAAAUCCUACCAGCCUGGGAGCAUGCUGUCUCUCGCGCUCACCAAAGGCCUGCUGAAUGAGCCCGGGCAAAAUAGCUGCUUCCUAAACAGCGCUGUUCAGGUGCUUUGGCAGCUGGACAUUUUCAGAAGAAGUUUGAGGCAGCUCUCAGGUCACUUCUGUCUCGGUGAUGCCUGCAUUUUCUGUGCUUUAAAGAGUAUAUUCAGCCAGUUUCAGCAGAGUAGAGAGCGCGUGCUCCCCUCCGACAGCCUGCGUAACGCCCUAGCUGAAACUUUCAAGGAUGAGCAACGCUUCCAACUUGGCCUGAUGGAUGAUGCUGCUGAGUGCUUUGAGAACAUCCUGGAGCGAAUUCACUUACACAUAGUUUCAGACGCUGCGACUGAUGCUUGUUCAUCCAAAUCCUGCAUCACCCAUCAGAAGUUUGCAAUGAUGCUUUAUGAACAGUUUGUGUGUCGCUGCUGUGGUGCAUCUUCAGACCCGCACCCAUUCACAGAAUUCGUACAUUAUGUCUCAACCACUGCUUUAUGCCAACAGGUUGAUCGCAUGUUGGGGAAGCACGAGCGGCUCAGGUCAGACAUGUUUGGAGAAUUGCUGCAGGCAGCAAACAACACAGGUGACCUCCGAAGCUGCCCGAGCGACUGUGGUCAAAGUAUCAAGAUCCGCCGUGUGCUCAUGAACUGUCCAGAGAUUGUCACGAUUGGAUUUGUAUGGGAUGCUGAGCAGUCUGAUCUUACCGAUGAUGUUAUUCGGUCACUUGGCCCACGUUUGAACCUGUGUGGCCUUUUCAACCGUGUCACUGAUGAAAAUGCCAAACGGAGUGAGCUACAUCUAGUGGGGAUGAUCUGUUUUUCGAGUAAACAUUACUCAGCCUUUGCCUAUCACACCAAAUCUUCAAAGUGGAUGUUUUUUGAUGAUGCUACUGUAAAGGAGAUUGGAUCCAAAUGGAAAGAUGUUGCCUCUAAAUGUAUCAGGGGACAUUUCCAGCCACUUCUUUUAUUUUACACCAAUCCUGAGGGAUCUCCAGUGUCUAAUGAAGAUGCACCACGGCAAACCACCAUGUGUCCUCGGUACAAAGCCCAAGUAAAAGCCCAAGUAAAUGGUGAUGCGACAGUGAAACAUCCCCUUGGCAGUCCUAACAAAUUCCAGGAACCUUUCAUGGAGAAUUUACAAAAGCCAAGGGAAACGUCAAAAAAGGACAGAGGGCAUCGGAAAACGGACCAAUCACAACACAAAGAGAUGGCACAUGCAAGAUCUUCAUCUCCUCCAGAGAAUGGACCGAGGCCUCCUGUGGACCAAAAAUUUAAAAGCUAUCCACGACCAGAGAAGUCAUCAAACCAUACGAGCAGAGGAUCUCAGGAGCUACGUGGACAGUCCUUUGGUACACAGGGUGGUGGGCAUAGCCGAAGGAACAACACUUCCCCAAGUCACUAUGAUCAGGAGAGCUGCCAGGAGCAAUGGGAAAGAGGUGGAAGUGAAGGAAGCCGCAAUAAAUCCAAGUCCACUUGGAGACCCAUUCGGGAGGUGUUAAAUGUGGACACUGUACUGAAUGAACUGGAGCAGCGCCGUCAACAGCAACAUGACAGCCCGCGGCACAGUAAGCCAUCAUCCCAGGAAAGAGUGCACACUGAGCAAAGCCGAGACCGUGAGCGGGAAUAUGUACAAACCAGAGAAGAUCGGAAGCAGAAGUAUUUAAUGACGAUUUAUGAGGAUGAGCAGCGGCACGAGACCGAGAGCCAUAGCUCUGUAGAGUCAGAGAGCAGGGCCAACCAACAGCGGGGCAGCAGACUUAAGGGUGGCCCCAAGACACUGCUGCGCAGUGAUACCUGGACCAUUCAAAGGACAGAGUCUGGUUAUGAGAGCAGUGAUAGACUCAGCAGUGGCUCCACCAAUCCCGACUCACCUGGCGUUGAUGGCUUUGUUGUUAAAGACCAGAGAUCAGCACCAGAGGCACAGUUGCAAAGUCAGCUGCACCAAAAAGGAGGCGAUGCCAAGUCAAGUAUAACGUCCUCUCCUUCACACAAUGGUAAACAUCAACCCAAACCUCAGGGAAAGAACCAUGACCAAGUUUCACAUUCACAUCUAAAGUGCAGUCCAAGUUUGAGACGGAAAUCAAAGUACACUUCUAGUACCUCCAGAAAAGUAGUGUCUUCAGAGAGGGAGUCCACUGGUUCAGAUAACAGGCAGAGUGAGCAGCAGGAGCUGACAAACUGUAGAGGGCACACUGGAGAAAGUACAGCCCUGAGGCACAUUACAAAAACCAGCAGCUCAGAAUGGAACAGCUCCGAUGAUCUCGCUCUCUCUGAACCCGAGGACAGAGAAAGCACUUACCGCUCCAGCAACAGCGAGGCCGUUGCGUCUGAAUCCCAGUGUCCUCACAUCACCCUGCCAUACCACCCUCCCAGCAGUGUGACUGCAGAACCUCUUCAACUGAACAGUCAGCGUCAGCUCGGCACAACGGGGUCGCCUAACCUUCGACCGACCCAGCGGAUCUGUCCUCAUCAGGGUGAAACAAGCCACGCAGUGUUUCGUCCGAGGAUGCUUCAAGAACCCUUUCCGUCAAGUCCUCGUCUCUCAUCCACAUCUUAUGUCAGUCCUCACAGGAAGCCUGACAUUUCAGGCCUCAGAACCUUCUCAGAUGCAAGCUCCAAGUCGGGGUCUGACCCAGAGAGGAGUACCCCAUCAUCAUGUGAAAGUGAGGAAAGACUAACUGGAUGUAGAGUGGAACAGGCAGUGCCAGCUCAAGAGGUUUCUCUGACAACAUACUUUACUGUGGAUAACUGUAUGACGGAAACAUACCGUCUCAAGUACCACAACCAGAGGCCUCUUGUCCUCUCUGCCACAGUGCCACGGACAGUAGUUGUGACUGAGCGCAGAGAUACCAGCCACACACUCCCCACUGACACAUACUCACAAGAUGUGCCAAAAGCCAGACCUGAAACAAGCCAUAAUAGCAAUAAACCCACUGCAAAAUGGAACCCAGUGACAGCCAAAGGACUGGAUGAACGUGGUUUUUUAUGAGUGUUACUUGGUAAGGUUUGUUUACAUGGAUGGAUAGUGGUUAGUAGUGUACUAACUGAAUGCCAAAGAGUUUUCACAAUGGAAAUUUGUUCUGAAGCCCAACAUCUCCAAAUUGAGUGGAAUGUAUUUAUGCAAGCUUGUCACAUAAGUAAAACCUAUUUCUAAAUGCUGUUGUAUAUUGUUUGACGGAUUAUCAACACAUAUACGUAGUUCUGCCGAAAUGAAGGUAUACCAGUAUAUUGCAAGUAAGGCAUGAGAGAUUAAUAUGAGUCACAGUUAGAUUGAUUAAACUGUGGUCUGUACAGUAAUUAUACAAAGAUGAAAGAAGGAAGUGUGAUGACAAAUCGCAGCAUGUUGACAUGAAAGGUGUGAUGUGUUAGAGAUACUUUAUCAGAAUAUGAUGUCAUUCUACACAAUGAAAUAAAACCUACAGGCUGAAGGUUUGCAUCAUUAGCAGCAGGUUUAAAGUAGUUAAUUUAUUUACACGUGUCAAAAGAGUAAUAUCUGGGCAGCUUACCGACUUUAUGCAUAUUGAGGGCUUUAGGUCACCAGGGAACAGACAUUGCACCAAUUACGUUUAUUCAGUUACUGAUUUGUUUAAACUGUUAUCAUUUAUCUGUUAUUUCACAACAUUUAUAUGUUAAUGAAUGACUGAGGGCUGCUCCGUACCAGUCAACCUGCUUGGGUAAAAAAUCUGUUGACAAAGAUUCUUGUUAAUUCAUUGUUUCAAAUGAUUUGUUCAUUUUCCUGGAAAAUUAUAAGCAGAUUUCAUGGCAUCAGUAUGUAUAGAUCUUUGAGAGACAAUGUGUCUCUACUGCGUUCAGUUUCUGGCAGCCUACAAUUUGUUGACUAUGACGUUGUGUAGUUGUGGCAGCCCUCAGGCUAUUCAGUAGCUCACUAUAUACUAUAGGACCAUGUCACCUUGUGUACUCUACCUUCGAUUGAGCUGGUUUCUUGCAAUCCUUUUUAGUAAUUCAUAGUGAUGUCAAAUUGUAUUUUUUCAGUCUUCCUUUUAAAGUAUACAGAUUUAAACAAGUCUGUAUUUGCAGGUAUUUUCAUAAUGAUGGCAAUUUAAUUAAUAUGCCUAAUAUAAUAUUGAUCAUACAACACAACAAUUAUUCUUGUUCGUAAGACUAAUGUUCUGAACCUGCAUGUGGCCUUUACAAGGUCUUACCAGCUGUGUGUACAGCAUAAGCAUGAGCAUGAUAAUACUGGACUGAGUCCAACAAACAAAUUAUUUUGGAUUUUACUUAAUCAUAAUAAAAUCAAUUAAUUAAAUAGCAAUUUGUAACUACAGUAGAUUUGGAAACACUUGAAUGUUGUUCUCUUCUCUUGCUCAUGCAAGGACACGUACUUUUGGUUAUGCAUCCAUUGUAAAUAUAAACGUGUGAUGCAAACAAUACUCUAGAAAACAACCAACUAUCCAAGACAUACUAUGCCUUCACAAGAAAUGACUUAUAUAUAUUAUAUAUAUAUAUAUAUAUAUAUAUUACUUUAAAAGCAGAUUUUGGUAUUUUUAAGGCUUUGUAUUCUAUACAUCCAACAUUCCCAAGAACACAUAUAAAUCAAAGUGUCGAUAAUUUUUCAAAUAUUGAUAUCAAUUUUCUUUUGUGCUCACUAGAUUGGCAAGUCUUUUCCUGAACACCCUGCCACAUAUAUAUUUUUUCACGUACUUUGCACUUUUGUCUAUCCACAAUAACCUUUGUCCAGGUAUUUCUCAACUAUUCUAACUGCACACAUUUAGUCACUAAAUUUGCUGUGUUUGUGUGUGUUGUGUUUGUGCUGUCUGACACCAAAGGAUGGUGUUAAGAGAUUUAUGUGUGUGUAAUCACACCUAAACUUGUAAUUUAAGCAUCUACUUGCGUUUGUUGUGGUUUAUUUAUUGACACUGUUUAAAUUCAAGAGAAAGAAGGCGUAACUGAGUUAUUGAGAAUUUCUUUAAUUGAGCAAUCUAAUGUUUCAAAUAACAUAUGCCUUUACACACGUUGAUUGUGUUGUAGUAAUUAAAAUUCACACAUUUUACUGUU